Messenger RNA from Dracunculus medinensis (Guinea worm), 1215 nucleotides. Lineage: Eukaryota; Metazoa; Nematoda; Chromadorea; Rhabditida; Dracunculidae. The record is from the annotation of a GenBank genome assembly.
AUGACGGCACCGCAUAGCCGUCCAUCAAAUAAUCCAAUGCUUAUAUGGUUGGAAGCGUUGGAAAAGGAUUUCGAUAAAGCAUUUGUUGGUUUGGAUAUUCUUUUGGGAGAAAUCGACUCGGAUCAAGCUGAAAUCACAUUUGAGAGUCGACAAAAAAUGACUUUAUUAAGCAGCGCCUUUGCACAACUCGUACAUAAAGUUCAGACAAUUUUCCAUUGUAAUUCCAGAUUAGAGGCCGAAAUAGCACAACUCAGGAAUGAAUUAUGUACUUCUAAAGCUGCCGAAUUUGAACUGGAAAGGGAAUCACAACAAUUAAUGCUGCAGGUCCACAGCUUGCAGUGUCAAGUCUAUUCAAAAACAGCGCCACACGAAUCAGAUAUGAUAAAGAAGAAACUGGAACAAGAAAUAGCGGAUUUUCGAGCAGAAAUUCGUCCUCCAGCGAAAUUGCAAUCUGAAACUGAUAUUCUUCGAAAAGAAAAUGAACAAUAUCGACAAAUGAUACUUGCGAUACAAAGCGAAGUUUAUGGUGCAAGAUUAGCAGCGAAAUACCUCGAUAAAGAAUUAGCUGGAAGGAUUCAGCAAAUUCAACUUCUUGGAAGAGAUAUGCGUGGAGCAGAACACGAUCAUCUAUGGAAUCAGUUAGAAGCUGAAAUACAUCUUCAUCGUCACAAAACAAUUAUUCGAGCGUGCAGAGGAAGAGGAAAUUCCAAGCAUCUUCUAUCUCCGCCUCACCACGAUUAUGCAAGCCUAAGGAAAUACAAAGGUGUAGGGCAAGUACGAAAGAUUAAACUCAUUAAGGAACAACAUGAAGGGCUUGGAAUCUCAAUAACGGGUGGAAAAGAGCAUGGAGUUCCAAUUUUGAUAUCUGAGAUUCAUCCAGGUCAACCUGCUGAACGUUGCGGGAAUUUGUUUGUUGGCGAUGCCAUCCUUUCCGUAAAUGGGAUCGACCUUCGUUCUGCGAAGCAUAUUGAAGCUGUACAAAUUCUCUCAAAGCAGGACCAUGAAUUAAAUAUGGAAGUAGUAUUCGUCGCACCCGAUCAAGAUAGCGAUGAUGAAGCUGAAGUUUUCGUUGAAACACAAGAUGGAUCUGUCGCUGCUGGCGAAUACCUAAAUAUUUGUCGCCAAGUUCCAUGCGAAAAUUCCUCGCCAUACCAACAGCCUAGAACAGCCCAGCGGAACCCAGUGGCUAAUAACGUUUUUUUCUAUUUUUUAUGA